CGAGCGAGUGGGCGGGGCCUCGCCGGGCAGUGGGCGUGGCUUGGCGGCUCCCUCGGCGUCCCCGGCGAAGGAUGCGGCGGCGUUUCCCGCGGGCGGGGCUGGCGCUGCUCCUGCUGCUGGAAAUCGGGGUGCGCGCGCUGCUCCUGGGGCUCUUCCUGUUCACAGAACUGCUGCCUCCAUUCCAGCGCGUCAUCCAGCCUGAAGAAAUGUGGCUGUAUAAAAACCCCUACAUUGAGUCUGACCAUGUGCCUGCCAAGCCCAUGUUUUUCAUUUCCUUUUUGUCUCCCCUGGUCUUGAUUCUUCUGGCCAAAUUUUUCCUGAAUGCAGACCAAGAAGAUACACGAGAAGCAUGCUUAGGUGCUAGCCUGGCUCUUGCCCUGAAUGGUGUUUUCACCAAUGCUGUGAAGCUGGCCGUGGGAAGGCCACGGCCAGAUUUCUUUUACCGCUGCUUUCCAGAUGGCCGGGAAACCCUUCAGUUACUAUGCACAGGUGAUGCAGACGUGGUGACUGAAGGGCGCAAGAGUUUCCCCAGCGGACAUUCGUCAUUUGCCUUUGCUGGCUUGGCCUUUGGAUCCUUCUACAUUGCCGGGAAGCUGCGCUGCUUUGCCCCUGGCGGACGGGGGCAGUCCUGGCGCCUCUGUGCCUUCCUCGCACCCCUCUUUGUCGCCAUGCUCAUUGCUUUGUCCCGCACCUGUGAUUACAAGCACCAUUGGCAAGCAGAUCGAUGGCCAUGCCUCUCCCUCCCUCUCUCUUCCGCUCUGAUUGGCUGAGAGGCAUGCCAACAUGGCUUCUCCAAUCAGAGGGGCUACAGCUACAUCCGAAGACAUCAGAAACAAACGAAAAAAGGUACUUUUAAAAUUCAAAUUCAUAAUAUUUGUAAGGCAGUGAGCAGAUGUUUCAAAUAUCAAUUCAAAAGUACUUUCGAAACGAAUUUUUAACUAAUUUAACGAACUAACGAAAAAUUUGCUCAAGCCUACUGCUUUACUGCUGUAAUAAAAUGGUUCAGAUCCUUGCUGUUACUUAGCAAAAAGCCUUUAAUAAACUCUUAGAAGCAACCUAAGGAAGGAGUGAGGGAAGGAGGAGAGGAGCUGGCAGGAAAUUCCUUCUUGCAUGUUUCUGAAAAAGCCUAAAUUGGUCCAAAUAUGUUGGAAAUACUCCCCACACCACUGGGGAAAAAGACAUUAUCCUUGGCGGUCUAGAGAACUUCCAAAUGUAUCAGAAAGACUCUCCAUAUCCCUUAGAGGACACUUUAAGUAAAAACCAUUGUGCUCUAGUGUCAGGCUCACUUCAAAGGACCAGUCUGAACGCAGAUCAAAGAUAGCUGCUCUCAAAUCCAAUCUUUAUUGAAGAAUACAUGACUUUGGAAAAGUCGAGAAUGACCUAAUGUUUACAUACAUCCAUUUUUAUCACCUCUGAUGCAACGUAACACCACACGCAAAUAUCAUCAUCAAACCCCACCCUCUGGAUCACAUUACUACUAUUCCCACACACUAUACCAAUUAUAAUUGUUUAUACUUUCAACCCUGAGUUCCCAGGCUCAUACUAUCUUCUCCCGCCAGGUGCUUUCAGGGUUAUUUAUGUUAUGACGCCAGGUCCAGGGCUCGGAAAUUCAGCCCUGGGAUCUGGCUCCAUGACAUGGCGCCCUCGUUUUCUUCAUCCUCCUCUUCGGUUCUUCUUUCAUCACAAUCCUGAAAUAAAUCAAACAAUAACUCUAUGUGUCCAUUUUGUCCAAAGUCCCCAUAUACUUUUUCAGUAAGUUGCGAUGGAAUACUGGGUGUAUUUUCCCUAAACUCUUUGGCAAUGCCAACUGGAAAGUUACUUCAUUGAUAACACCCUGUAUUCUGAAUGGUCCAAUAUAUUUGGGGCCCAAUUUUCUCGAAGGUAGCCCCAAUUUGAUGUUUUGGGUACUUAACCACACUAGAUCUCCUUUCCCUAAUUUAUCGCCUUCCACUCUUUUUCUGUCUGCGAACGUUUUAUACUUUUUAUGUGCCUCCUUUAAGGAUGCAGUCACUUGACUCCAGCAUUCUAGCAUUUGAGCUUUCCAUUUCCCUGCCCCUGUUUCUUCAUCCUCUGUCCAUCUUGGCAACUGGGGCAAAGGCUGUAUUUCAUACCCGUAAACUACUUCAAAGGGAGUUUUAUUUGUUGCUGAAUGUAUAGUCGAAUUAAAAGCUAGUUCCGCAAAAGCCAGCCACCUAGACCAGUCAUUUUGUCUCAUGUUAGAGUACAUUCGAAGGAACUGCCCCAGUGUCUGUUGAGUACGUUCUACUGCCCCGUUUGUCAUGGGGUGAAAAGCAGAACUUAGACUCCUUUCUGCUCCUAGCAUUUCCAAGAAUUUUUCCCAAAAUUUUGCUGUGAAUUGAACUCCUCUGUCACUGACCACUCUACUGGGACAUCCAUGAAGUUUGUAAAUAUGGUUUAUGUAUAAUUCAGCUAGUUUCUCUGCCGAUGGUAAUUUCGUCAGUGCUAUAAAGUGGGCCUGUUUAGAAAACAGGUCUAAUACUGUCCAAAUAUAACGAUGUCCUUUGCUAACCGGCAGUUCCCCCACAAAAUCCAUAGCUACACAUUCCCAAGGUCUGGUAGGUUCCGCUACUGUUUGUAAUAAUCCCAUUGGCUUCCCUCCUCUCGAUUUAUUUCUGGCACAAUCGUCACAUUGAACAACAUGAUUCUUUAUGUCCUUCCUCAUUCCUGGCCACCAACAAUGUUUUGCUAUUGCCUUUGUUGUUUUUGUAAUUCCUGUAUGACCAGCGCUCUGGUUAUUGUGAAAACGAUGCAAAAUCUUAAUCCUUAAUAUUGCUGGGAUAUACAGUUUCUUGUUCACAAACCAAAAUCCCCCCUUCUGCUCCCCCUUUUCUGCGUUGGAUGCGAUCCACUGAUCUCCUUCAUAAGACUGUUUCAGUUCUUUUCCCCAACUAUUUUCCCCGUCGAUUUCAACAAUAGCAGUGUUCUCUUUUUGGGUUUGCGCUCUUGUCCUGACAACUAAGCCCCAUUGUUUAUCAGAGAAUAUUGUUCCCUCUUUGGCUGUGGUUACGCCUUCGUGUUGAGGCAUGCGUGAAAGAGCAUCUGCCAAGACAUUCUGCUUCCCUUGGAAAAAUUUUAAUUGGAAAUCGAACCUGCUGAAGUAUUGUGCCCAUCUAAUUUGUUUGGGGGACAAUUUCCGAGGCGAUUUUAAAUACUGGAGGUUCUUAUGGUCAGACCAAAUUUCAAAUGGGAUUCCGCUUCCUUCGAGGAAGUGUCGCCAGCAUUCUAAGGCUUUUAAUAUGGCUAAUGCCUCCUUUUCCCAUAUGGGCCAACAUUUUUCAGUUUCACUGAACUUCCGGGACAAAUAUCCACAAGGUUUUAAGUUCCCAUUUUGAUCCUUUUGCAAUAGUACUGCCCCGUAUGCACAGUCUGAAGCAUCGCAAUGAAUUAUGAAAGGGCUCCUUAUAUCGGGGUGUUUUAGGAUGGGUUCUUUUGUGAAGCAUCCUUUUAGGGUUUCAAAUGCCUUUUGGCAUUCUGGCGUCCAACUCAGUUUGGCGCCAGGAGCUUUCACUUUUGCUGUCUCCCCUUUCCCUUUUGUUUUUAAAAGUUCAGUAAGGGGUGCGGUUAUUUGCGCGAAGCCUUUUAUGAAGGAUCUAUAAAAAUUUGCAAACCCCAGAAAUGAUUGCAAUUGCCUCCUAGUUUGAGGUACUCCCCAUUCUUUUACGUCUGAUACUUUAGACGGAUCCAUAGCUAACCCUUCUGGAGAUAUCCGAUACCCCAGAAAGUCAAUUUGAGUUUUAUUAAAUUCACAUUUGGACAGUUUUGCGUACAGCUUUGCUUCCCUUAGUCUCUGCAAAACUUCCCGGACCAAUUCCACGUGCUUUUCUUUAUCUUCGCUCACGAUCAAGAUAUCAUCAAGGAAUAUGAAUACCCCUCGGUACAACAAUGGGUGUAGUAUUUCAUUUAUAAGCUGCAUAAAGCAACCGCCGCCAUUUUUUAAUCCAAAUGGCAAAAUUUUAUAUUCAAAAUGGCCGAAUGCGCAGGAAAAUGCAGUUUUCCAAGUAUCCUCAGGUUUGAUUCUUAAUUUAUGAUAUGCUUCAAUUAAAUCAAGUUUAGUAAAUAUGCUCCCUUUCUUCAAUACGGUGAUUAAAUCCUUUACUAAGGGCAUAGGGUAUUUAUUGUCCUUAGUAAUUGCAUUUAAAUUUCGAUAAUCAAUGCACAAUCUUAGGGAGUUGUCUUUCUUUCUCCUAAAUAACACUGGGGCUCCGAGAGGAGAAUUGGAUGGCUUAAUGAAGCCUCGCGCCAGGUUCUUAUCGAUGUAUUUCCUCAAUUCCUCCUUCUCCUGAACAGACAUGGGAUACACUUUUGGUUUUGGUAAGUUUGCUCCUGGGGUUAUUUCAAUUUCUACUUCUAUAUUCCUCUUGGGAGGUAAUUUACUUGCCUCUUUCUGAUUGAAAACAUCCACAAAGUCUCUGUAUUCAGGUGGCAAUAGCUGUGGGUCUAUUUCACCUGCUUCAUCUCCCUCGUCCUCCUCUCCUGCAAUUUUGCUUAUCUCCCAUUGCGUCUGUUGUUCUUUAAAUGCUAGGCUCUUUCCUCUCCAAUCUACUUCAGGAUUUGCCUGUUCGAGCCACGGUAUCCCUAAUAUUACGUGGUAUGUGGCGAUAGGGGCUAUCACAAAGGAUAUUCUUCCUUCCCAUUUGCCUAUUUUACAUGGGACCCCCCGUAUUUCCUUUGUAGAUACUUCCCCAGCCGCAACUGAUCCAUCUAGCUGCGAAAAUGCAAUUGGGGAGUCAAGCAACAUCUGCUGGCAUUUCAGCGCUCCUGCUAGUUCCGGAGUUAUAAUGUUCCUAGAACAACCACAAUCCACGAAUGCCCUGCAGGUGGCCCGGUUCUCUAGCCCCGAUAGGCAAAUUGGCACUACUAGCAUGCGUUUGUCUCGGCUCACCAGCCUUUCCGAAGAUUUUGGGGCUUGCACCUCCUCCUCCGCACGCCUCCCGGUUGCUGGCUUGGGCUUUGAGGGUUUUGGCGGCUCCCCCUUCCGGGCCCAACAUUCUGCUGCUCGAUGGCCCGUCUUCCCACAUACAAAGCAUCCCGGUUUGGGUUUGUUGUCAUCUCCUCUGAAGGGGAUCCCCGGCCUCCCUCCGGGCUUUUCUUGCUUCCUCAUUUCUCCUCGACCUCUCGCCACCGGUCUUUGCUGGCCGCCGCUGCCCCUGAAGCGCUUUACAUGGGCCUGGGUGGAUUCAACGCGCCCCGCUAGUUGGAUCCAGCCCUGGAGUGUUUCGGGGUCAUCUCUGUGCGCUGCCCAGCUAAAAACCUCGGGGCGUAGUCCCUCUUUAAAUAUCUCCACUUUGGUCACUUCAGACCACUCUGGUACCCUUUCCGCGAGGUGGAGGAAUUCCUCUGCGUACUCGGGCACCGUUUUGUCCCUCUGCUUUAUUCCUUUAAGCUGGUCUCGAGCCCUCAGUUGCUCUAGCCGGUCUCUGAACCGGUUUUCUAGUGCAGCGAGGAAGCGGGGCACUGACCUCAGGCAUGGGUCGCGUCUGGCAUGUAGUUGUACAUACCAGCUGGCAGCUCCUCUCUUUAGUGUGUUGCCGAUGGCUCGAACCAUGCUUGCUUCGGAGGGGAAUGUGUGUGCAUUAUCUUCCAUGUAUCCUCUGAUGCUAAUGAGAAAAAAGUUCAAUUCAGAUGAUUCCCCUCCGUAUUCUAGUUUGAGAUCUUCCCUCCUUUGCAUCCACUCUGCGGCCCGUUGAUGCUGUCUGGGGGGCAUGGGGAAGGGUUGCAUCGGGUUUCCUUGGGCGGCCCCUUUGAACACGCCGCGCCCCACUCCGGUAGUCGUUCUGCGCGGCUCCCGACAUUCUGCCGCUGCUGUCGGCCCUUCCACCCAUCCGAAUGCGGGCCUCGCUGUAGUCCCCGCACCUCGCCUUUCCUCGUCGUACGGCACAUCCUCCUCCUCUUCCUGGAUCUCCGGCUCCUCUCCGCCUUCGUCUGCUAAUCCACUGGACCCGAUCCCUGGCCCCAGUGGCCUUUCCACCCCGACACCCAUUCGGGGGGUUGGAAGUUCUGUUGGAGUUGGCGGCCUCAGAGUUCCCAGAGCUCGCUGGCGCUCCAUUUCGCGGGCCAUUCUGUCUCGGAACUCCAGCUCCCGCCAGUAUUCCUCAUCUCCCUCGUCCCUCGCCGCCACGGGACUCUGCGUUGAUGCGCGCUGGCCCCUCUGGCUCCAAUCUCCUUCUUUACUUGGCUCUCUCUCGGCGCCAUAUCGGAUGGGCUCUUUUUGGAGAUUCUCUUCCAAUAGUGGGACCAACCUCCCCACGGUUUCCGACAGCCUGGAUAAAUUAGUUUCCAGGAUGGAUAACCGCAGGGCUACGGUCUCUGGCAUGCUUCCUCCAGAUCCCCAACUGGUUUCUGCAGCCGCAGAGACGCCUCUUCCUCCUCUGGGAAUCCUCUGAGUCAUGCCGUUCGGCCUGGGGUACCCCGUAGAGGAAGCUACGGCUUGCAACGUCUCUUCUCCCAACGGCCGGGCCCCUGCUCCAUUUGGGCUUUGAUCUCCUUCUCCACUCAUUAUCACUUCACUGCGAAUCCGCAGGAGGGUGAGAACGGGAUUCUCGACUUAAAUGUCAGGCUCACUUCAAAGGACCAGUCUGAACGCAGAUCAAAGAUAGCUGCUCUCAAAUCCAAUCUUUAUUGAAGAAUACAUGACUUUGGAAAAGUCGAGAAUGACCUAAUGUUUACAUACAUCCAUUUUUAUCACCUCUGAUGCAACGUAACACCACACGCAAAUAUCAUCAUCAAACCCCACCCUCUGGAUCACAUUACUACUAUUCCCACACACUAUACCAAUUAUAAUUGUUUAUACUUUCAACCCUGAGUUCCCAGGCUCAUACUAUCUUCUCCCGCCAGGUGCUUUCAGGGUUAUUUAUGUUAUGACGCCAGGUCCAGGGCUCGGAAAUUCAGCCCUGGGAUCUGGCUCCAUGACACUCUAGAUUUGCCGCAAAGGAUUGCAUUCAAUUAACAAGAUAGCCUGAUGCAGUGUAAGAAAGGUGACUCCUAAUUUUGUUGAUUCCAGGUUCUGUUGGUUCCAGCUAGCGUAAUUUGUUUUCAGGGAUGAUGGGAGCUGUAACCCUACAAAAUCUAGCAGGGUGCAUGUUCCCCGCUACCCAGAUGAACACUACUUUAAAUAAACAUGUUAUAUGAUGUUACUUGGCAGCCAUAAAUGAAAUUCUCUUUGCGUUCUCCA
Molecule: messenger RNA, 7192 nt
Organism: Anolis carolinensis (green anole)
Lineage: Eukaryota; Metazoa; Chordata; Lepidosauria; Squamata; Anolidae
Gene: plpp5
Product: phospholipid phosphatase 5
Exons: 7
Coding region: 72-770 (232 amino acids)
Biological process (GO): phospholipid metabolic process; phospholipid dephosphorylation
Molecular function (GO): phosphatidate phosphatase activity
Source: RefSeq, a predicted model, not a curated record